Molecule: messenger RNA, 726 nt
Organism: Dentiscutata erythropus
Lineage: Eukaryota; Fungi; Glomeromycota; Glomeromycetes; Diversisporales; Gigasporaceae
Source: the annotation of a GenBank genome assembly
AUGGCAGAGACUCUGAAAAUGGUCCUUGAAAAUGCCCAAAGCAUAGUUACUUUAGGCACCAAUUCUGAUAUCUUAAAAAAUAGUCUAAAUGUAGUUGGAAAAUUGGCUGACACUGUACAGCCUUUCGUUCCUUUGAUUAGUACUGUUUUUGUAGUUGUAUCUGAAAUUAAUGUCGAAAUCUUACAAUUUCAGCCCAAAAUUUGCGAUCAUAAAGCAUUUUACAGAUUCGUUGAAGUAUUAAAGAAAAUAAAAAAUUUUAUAAACAAUGUUUCAAACUUGUCAGGCUGGAAAAAAUAUGCAACAACGAACUCAGUACAAGAAACUUUUACGAAAUUGAUUUCUGAGUUUGAUCAAAGUAUGAAUGAUUUACAUUUCACGAUAACUAUUUCUAAUGAAGAACAAAGAAAAUUAGACCAAGAAAAUCUUAAUGCUGAUUUUGAAGAGAUGAAACAGUUCCACAAAACAAUUGCCGAAGGCGUUACAGAUAAUAAUUCACAAAUAAAUACGAUUAUCAAUGAACUACAGAUUAUUAAUGAGAAAGUUGGUCUUUUAACCAAUGGUUUAAAUAACACAGAAAAUCAAAUUAAUCACCUGAAAGCAAUUAAAAUUAAUCCAAAAGAAUUAGAUGAUCUUCCUUAUGGAGAAAUAAAACUUUGUGCAGGAAAAUCUAUAGUGAAAAAUUAUAUCGAGGAAAUAAUGUUGCAUGCAAACCUACAAAUGUUGUAG